Molecule: messenger RNA, 615 nt
Organism: Bacidia gigantensis
Lineage: Eukaryota; Fungi; Ascomycota; Lecanoromycetes; Lecanorales; Ramalinaceae
Exons: 1
Coding region: 1-615 (204 amino acids)
Source: RefSeq, a predicted model, not a curated record
AUGCCUGCAAUCCCACUUCGACAAGUAUCGGCGAGAAGCGGUGCAGCAGUACGCGUUGCACAGGGCCAUACAAUCAAGAUCAUCAAUACCAAAGGAACGCAGGUAGUGGAUUUCUGGACGCUCAAUGAUGCAAACCCAGAAGAGAGCCUUUCCAUGGCUCAUACGCAUGGCGCUUUAUGCAGAGUCACCCCACGCGUAAACGACACCAUGUACAGUAAUCUGUCCAGGCCGAUGAUGAUUCUUACGGAGGAUACCAGUGCUGGUGUCCACGAUACCCUGAUCUCACCAUGUGAUGCAGGAAGAUACAAGUUGCUGGGUGCUGAAGGGCCACAUCCAAGCUGCACUGACAAUUACAAAAUUGCCUUGCAGCAGUACGGGUCUGUCAGCAGCCAGAUAAUGGACAGAACGCCGCCUGCUCCUUUGAAUUUGUUCAUGAAUGUCAAAAUUGAGAGUGACGGGCAACUGACUUUUGGGGCGCCUGUAAGUGAGGCUGGCCAGUACGUUUGCCUGAAAAUGCUCAUGGACUCAAUUGUGAUCAUGAGUGCUUGUCCAAUGGAUCUGAGAGCGACGAACAAUUGGAAUCCUUCAGAGUUCAACUACAUUGUGUUGGGCUAA